ACUCCCCGGCUUUGCCCUGCCCAUGUUUUGUAUGUCUGUGUCCAUCCAUCUCCUGACGUUCAAGUUCGCAGGACGUCACGUCCGCACUUGAACUUGCAGCUCAGGGGGGCUUUUGCCAUUUUUUCAUCUCUCUCUUUUCAAAAAAGCCAUGACGGCUAUCCCACAAUCCAUCGUCUCUGCGCCAUCUUUGUAUUAUUUCUAAUUUAUUUUGGAUGUCAAAGGCAUUGAUGAAGAUAUUUUCUCUGGAGUCUCCCUUCUAACCCGGCUCUCCCGAUGUGAACCGAGCUGAAAGCCACCACCAACCACCAUGUCUCGCCGCAAGCAAGGCAAGCCCCAGCACUUAAGCAAACGGGAGUUUUCGCCCGAGCCCCUGACAGCCAUUCUCCCAGAGGAGCAGCAGGAGCACCGAACGCUGGUGGCUCCGGAAGGGGACCAGGACCUCCUCACUUGUGGCCAGUGUCAGAUGAACUUCCCUCUCGGGGAUAUCCUUGUUUUUAUUGAGCACAAAAGGAGGCAAUGCAAUGGCAGUCUGUGCCCGGACAAGGCUGUGGAUAAGCCGCCCUCUCCCUCGCCCUUGCCCUUGCGUGGCGAACUGCGGAGGGUCUCCAACCCCGUGGAGGUGGGCGUCCAGGUCACGCCGGAGGAUGACGACUGCUUGUCGACAUCCUCCCGAGGAAUCUGCCCCAAGCAAGAAAACGUAACAGGUAAAGAUGAGCCCAGCAGCUACACUUGCACAACCUGCAAACAGCCAUUCAGCAGCGCGUGGUUCCUGCUGCAGCACGCCCAGAACACCCACGGCUUCCGGAUCUACCUGGAGAGCGAGCACGGCAGCCCCCUGACGCCGCGAGUGGCCGGCCCGCUGGGCAUGGGCGCCGACUGCGCCUCCCAGCCCCCCCUGCACGGCCUCCACCUGGCCGACGGCAGCCCCUUCAACCUGCUGCGGAUACCGGGCUCGGCGUCGGGGCGGGAGGCCCCGCCCCUGCGGGAGGGCCGCUACCCGGCCACGCCACCGCUCUUCAGCCCGCCGCCGCGCCACCACCUGGACCCGCACCGCAUGGAGCACCUGAGCCCGGAGGACCUGGCGCUGGCCUCCCACCACCCGAGUGCCUUCGACAGGGUGCUGCGUCUCAACCCCAUGCCCCUGGAGCCCCCAGCCAUGGACUUCUCGCGGAGGCUGCGGGAGCUGGCCGGCAACCCCUCGGGGUCGUCGCCGCCCCUCUCGCCAAACCGGCCCAGCCCUAUGCAACGGCUGCUGCAACCAUUCCAGCCGGGAUCCAAGCCUCCGUUCCUGGCCACGCCCCCCCUCCCCGCCACGGAGUCCCCCUCCGGCUCUCAGUCCACUCCCAACCAGCAGCAGCAGCAGCAGCAGACCACGCCUUUGAAGACCAAGUCUUGUGAGUUCUGCGGGAAGUCCUUCAAGUUCCAGAGCAACCUGAUCGUGCACCGGCGCAGCCACACCGGCGAGAAGCCCUACAAGUGCCACCUGUGCGACCACGCCUGCACCCAGGCCAGCAAGCUGAAGCGCCACAUGAAGACCCACCUGCACAAGUCCUCGCCCAUGACCGUCAAGUCCGACGACGGCCUCUCCACCGCCAGCUCGCCCGAGCCUGGCACCAGUGACCUGGUGGGCAGCGCCACCAACGCCCUCAAGUCGGUGGUGGCCAAGUUCAAGAGCGAGAACAACUGCGUGAUCCCCGAGAACGGCGAGGAUGAGGAAGAGGAGGAGGAGGAAGAAGAGGAGGAGGAGGAGGAAGAGGAGGAGGAAGAAGAGGAAGAGGGGGAAGAGGAAGAGCUGGAGAGCGAGGGUGGCAGGAACAACUACCACUUCAGCCUGAGCCUGGAGGCCGCCCGGCACCACGAGAACAAUGGCGGGCGGCUCGGGGUGGGUGAGGACGGGGUGCCCCGCUCCCUGCCUGAGGGCAUGCAAGGCAUGGCUCUGGCCGCCAGCAUGCAGCACUACAGCGAGGCCUUCAGCCAGCACAAGCGGGGCGCACUCAACUCCGACAGCGAGGUGCCCCGGGACAUGUGCGACGACGACUCGCAGUCGGACCGCGCCGAAGAGGGCUGCGGGUCCGCCAUCAACGGCCGGGGCUCCUCCCCCAGCGAGGCGGCCUCCGUGGGCUUGUCCAAGAAGCUGCUCCUGGGGAGCCCCAGCUCACUCAGCCCCUUCUCCAAACGCAUAAAGAUGGAGAAGGACUUCGACCUCCCCACCCCCACCAUCCCCAACACAGACAACGUAUACUCCCAGUGGCUGGCGGGCUACGCUGCCUCCAGGCAGCUCAAGGACCCCUUCCUGAACUUCGGGGACUCCAGACAAUCACCGUUCGCCUCGUCCUCGGAACACUCCUCGGAGAACGGCAGCCUGCGCUUCUCCACGCCCCCCGGCGAGCUGGACGGGGGCGUGUCGGGGCGCAGCGGCACGGGCAGCGGGGGCAGCACGCCGCACCUCGGGGGGCGGCCCAGCUCCAAGGACGGCCGCCGCAGCGACACCUGCGAGUUCUGCGGCAAGAUCUUCAAGAACUGCAGCAACCUGACGGUGCACCGGCGCAGCCACACGGGAGAGCGCCCCUACAAGUGCGAGCUGUGCAACUACGCCUGCGCCCAGAGCAGCAAACUCACCCGGCACAUGAAAACGCACGGCCAGAUGGGAAAGGACGUUUACAAAUGUGAAAUCUGUCAGAUGCCUUUUAGCGUGUACAGCACCCUGGAGAAACACAUGAAAAAAUGGCACAGCGACCGCGCCUUGAGUAACGACAUUAAAACAGAGUAAGGGGGGGGGGGGGGGGGGGGGGG
Molecule: messenger RNA, 2793 nt
Organism: Megalops cyprinoides (Indo-Pacific tarpon)
Lineage: Eukaryota; Metazoa; Chordata; Actinopteri; Elopiformes; Megalopidae
Product: B-cell lymphoma/leukemia 11A-like
Exons: 3
Coding region: 308-2770 (820 amino acids)
Biological process (GO): regulation of transcription by RNA polymerase II; negative regulation of dendrite development
Cellular component (GO): nucleus
Molecular function (GO): DNA-binding transcription factor activity; RNA polymerase II cis-regulatory region sequence-specific DNA binding
Source: RefSeq, a predicted model, not a curated record